This is a messenger RNA of Rana temporaria (common frog), 2848 nucleotides long. It is a transcript of the gene RTF1, whose product is annotated as RTF1 homolog, Paf1/RNA polymerase II complex component. The coding region runs from base 265 to 2295 and encodes 676 amino acids. Gene Ontology annotation, cellular component: Cdc73/Paf1 complex. Lineage: Eukaryota; Metazoa; Chordata; Amphibia; Anura; Ranidae. Gene Ontology annotation, molecular function: RNA polymerase II C-terminal domain phosphoserine binding; DNA binding. The transcript has 18 exons. The record is from RefSeq and is a predicted model, not a curated record.
CACCGACUUUAAACAAUAGGUUCGUCCCAUUUAAGGGACCCGAAGAGCGACAGAAUUCACUUUAGUAAAUGACGUCAGUUAAUAGGAAGCCUAUGUCUUAUCUCAAGCGCUAAUCUCAUUCAUUGUGUUUUUUUUCGUCACGGACACGCCCUCAAGCGUCAGGGCGCCGAGGGGAAGGGCUCUGAGGUCUAGGGAGCUGCGCAUAGGCACUGUGUUUUUCUGCGAGAGCUGUGGUUCCGGUGGUAGGGCCUGUCUGCUGCAAACAUGGUGAAGAAACGAACGAGGCGAAUCGUUAUCGAUUCGGAUACCGGAGACAGCGGCAGCGAUUCGAACCUAGAUCAGGAGCUGCUUACACUUGCCAAGCGUAAAAGGGGUAGUUCAGAGGAGAAGGAACUACCAGUGAGCAAACCAGCAGCAUCUUCUGAUUCUGAAACCUCCGAUAGCGGGGAUGAGUGGACUGUUGGGGGAGCAAAAAACAAGAGAAAACUCAAGUCUGGCAAGGGUUUGGAUAAGAAAGGGGGAACAAAGAAGCCUACCAGCAAGGGAGCCUCUUCUGGCAGCUCUGGAAAGGAUAGUUCUGCUGAGAGUUCAGCACCCGAAGAAGGUGAAGUUUCAGACUCUGACAGCAAUAGUUCCUCAUCCAGCUCCGAUUCAGACUCCUCAUCGGAAGAGGAAGAGUUUUUUGAUGGAUAUGGCGAAGAUCUUAUGGGAGAUGAGGAAGACAGGGCUCGACUUGAACAGAUGACUGAAAAAGAGAGAGAACAAGAGCUUUUUAACCGAAUAGAGAAAAGAGAAGUUCUCAAGAGACGUUUUGAGAUAAAGCAAAAACUUAAAUCUGCAAAGAAGAAAGAAAAGAAAUCAAAGAAGAGAAAAAUUGAUGAUGAGCAGGAAAAGAAAAAGCAAACACAAGUUGUGGAAUCUCAGGCACAGGUCACAUCACAUAACAAAGAGAGACGGUCAAAGAGAGAUGAAAAAUUGGACAAGAAAUCCCAGGCAAUGGAAGAGUUACGAGCAGAGAGAGAGAAGAGGAAGAACAAGACUGCUGAGCUAAUAGCACGAAAGCAGCCAUUGAAGACUAGUGAAGUAUAUUCUGACGACGAGGAGGAAGAGGAAGAUGAAAAGUCUAGUGAGAAGAGUGAUCGAUCAUCCAGAUCAUCUUCCUCAUCUGAUGAUGAUGAGGAGGAGGAAAAAGAAGAAAUUCCGCCUAAGUCUUUGCCUGUUUCUUUGCCUGAAGAACUUAAUAAAGUCAGGUUAUCACGACAUAAGCUGGAGCGAUGGUGUCACAUGCCAUUCUUUGCUAAGACAGUGUCUGGUUGCUUUGUAAGGAUAGGAAUUGGUAACCAUAACAGCAAACCUGUGUACAGGGUAGCAGAGAUCACUGGUGUUGUAGAAACAGGAAAAGUGUAUCAACUGGGUAGUUCAAGAACAAAUAAAGGCCUUCAGUUAAGACAUGGUAGUGACCAGAGGGUGUUUCGCUUGGAGUUUGUCUCAAAUCAAGAAUUUACAGAGAGCGAGUUCAUGAAAUGGAAAGAAGCUAUGUUUUCAGCUGGCAUGCAGCUUCCAACAUUGGAUGAGGUCAACAAAAAAGAGCUGUCAAUUAAAGAGGCAAUGAAUUAUAAAUUCAAUGACCAGGACAUUGAGGACAUUGUUAAAGAGAAGGGACGCUUCCGAAAAGCUCCAUCGAAUUAUGCCAUGAAGAAGACACAGCUUAUGAAAGAUAAGGCCAUGGCAGAGGAAGCUGGAGAACCCGACAGGGCAAAACAGAUUCAAGAUCAGCUGAAUGAAUUGGAGGAGAGAGCUGAAGCUCUGGACCGUCAGCGUACCAAGAAUAUUUCUGCCAUCAGUUAUAUAAAUCAGAGAAACAGAGAAUGGAACAUAGUGGAAUCUGAGAAGGCUUUAGUGGCUGAAAGUCAGAGCAUGAAGCAACAGCAAAUGGAUCCCUUCACUAGGAGACAGUGUAAACCAACUAUGGUGUCUAAUUCCAGAGAUCCUGCCGUCCAGGCAGCUGUUAGGGCCCAACUGAAUGCAAAGUAUGGAACAGCUGGUUUUCUGGAUUCGACAAAAGACAAGGCCAUGAAUCAAAACAAGGAUAAAGAUGGCAACAUCAAACCCACAAGUGACCUCUCAGAGGACCUGUUUAAAGUGCAUGACUUUGAUGUAAAAAUUGACCUCCAAGUUCCCAGUUCAGAAUCCAAGUCCCUUUCUAUUUCUGCAAAGGCACCCCCUGCCAAGGAUGGUGCGCCACGGAGAUCUUUAAAUCUGGAGGACUACAAGAAAAGAAGAGGACUUAUUUAACCUGGACCACCAGCCUUCUGCUUCUGACCUUGCAUGCUCCAUUGUGUUUCAACCUUCAUCAGUUUGUCCUCCUUGGGUUGGAGCAGCAACAAAGUUAAGCAUAGACUUGGAAAUUGGAUUAACCUGUAAAAUAAACCUACUGACUUUUAAAGGAAGUAAACCACAUCAAUUCUCUACCCUCACUGUGGAUAUGUGGUUUUUGCAUUAUUUUUGUUUGCCUCCCCACUCUUAAGCCUGAUCUCCGUGCACAGUAUUACAAGGGAUUCUGAGGCUCUGCAGCGUAUGGAUAAGAGGCUGUGUGGGCGCUACGUUAUUAAAUCUUUGUACGUGAAAAAAACAUUCAGAGGCAUUUUUUGUAUGAUAAACAUACUUUCUUAUAUCGUUGGCUUGAAGGACAAUGCGGCAUUUCGAUAUACCUGUGAUGAGCAUAAUAUUUUAGUUUUUUUGUUUUUCUGCCGUACGGUCAGAUGGCUGACUGUAUAAGUUCUCACAGGUUGUAAAUAAAAACCACAACUGUAAGGAGAUAACUCAAUAAAGGAUUCGUAUGAACAUA